AUGGGGAAACUGUCGAAAGACAGAAGAGACAUCUACUAUCGGCGAGCGAAGGAAGAAGGCUACCGCGCCCGCUCCGCCUACAAGCUUCUCCAACUCGACGACGAACUCCACUUCCUCUCUCCUCCGUCUUUGUCCCGUAGUCACAGAGAGGGAAGAAACAAGCAAAGAAAAGAAGCGGGCGACUGGGCAGACGCCAGAGGGGAAACCGACACAGAUCCUCGAAACGGAGACGCCGAACGCGAGGCGCCCUCCAGCAGGGAGGAGCGAAGCGGCGAUCUCUCUGGCGUCGACCUCAGCAGCGAAGCAGAAAGCGAAGAAGGAGAUGAAGACGAGGAUGUGUAUCCAGUCAGAGCCGUCGAUCUUUGCGCGGCGCCCGGGAGCUGGUCACAGGUUCUUCGUCGUCGUUUGUGGGAAAAUUACCGUCGAAAGCUCUCCCGCUACGAAAAGCGAACUUCGCGCUUGGCGUCGCAAACGGCUUGCGACGGAACUCAGCCCUCGUCGCCUUCUUCUGUCGCGGAGUCUCUGUCUCCUCCGGCACCGCCGUUGAUCGUGGCGGUGGACCUCCAGGAGCUGGCGCCCAUCCCGGGUGUCUAUACACUGCAGGCAGACAUCACGCACGAGUCGACGGUGAAGGCCAUUCUGGAUUUUUUCGCGCAGCAGCCUGCAGACCUUGUCAUCUGCGACGGCGCGCCGGACGUGACGGGCAUGCACGACAUUGACGAAUUCAUUCAGGCGCAGCUGCUGUUUGCGGCGCUCAAAGUUGCGUGCAAAGUGCUGAAGCCUGGCGGCGUCUUUGUCUGCAAGACGUUCCGCGGCGAGCAGAUUCCUCUGGUGUACCUACAGCUCAAGACGCUCUUCGACGCGGUGCGCUGCUGCAAACCUGCGGCCAGUCGCAACAGUAGCAUCGAAGCCUUUCUCGUGUGCAGAGGUUUCCGCCCCGUCCCCGGAGGCCUCGAGGACGAACCGGCGAUCUCUGUCGAUGUGUCGCUUGGCGACGCCUCCGAAGAAGAACGCGACGUUCAGGGCUGCUUGAUUCCCUUCCUGUCCUGUGGAGACCUCGCCGGCUACGACGCAGAUAGGAACUACCCGGUCGACGAAAACCACGUCUUUCUCCCGCCCACGCAACCUCCAGUCCAUCCGCCGUACGAACAGGCUCUCCAGCUGAAGCGCGGAACAGCCUGA
This is a messenger RNA of Neospora caninum, 1182 nucleotides long. Its product is annotated as KLLA0F18414p, related. Gene Ontology annotation, biological process: cytoplasmic translation; tRNA methylation. Gene Ontology annotation, cellular component: cytoplasm. The record is from RefSeq and is a predicted model, not a curated record. Gene Ontology annotation, molecular function: tRNA methyltransferase activity. The transcript has a single exon. Lineage: Eukaryota; Apicomplexa; Conoidasida; Eucoccidiorida; Sarcocystidae. Bases 1 to 1182 code for a protein of 393 amino acids.